This is a messenger RNA of Venustampulla echinocandica, 3084 nucleotides long. RefSeq lists its product as uncharacterized. NCBI's taxonomy places the organism in Eukaryota, Fungi, Ascomycota, Leotiomycetes, Helotiales, Pleuroascaceae. The transcript is spliced from 6 exons. The coding region runs from base 1 to 3084 and encodes 1027 amino acids. The record is from RefSeq and is a predicted model, not a curated record.
AUGGCUGGAAUCCCGAUUAAACUUGAACCGCAAUCAGACAAGUGUCCGGAACCGGUUCUCUACUCCGGCGAAAAGAUUCAGAACCAGCCGGGCCCAGCAUGGCACAACUGUGAGAAUCUAGAACUCUUGCAUCAAGUUAAGAUUCAUGAGAAAGCAGCCAAGGAUGGCUUCAAAUGUCUUGAAGAGUUGGCGUCCAGCCUGAAACGCCAUUUGUCAGACCUUCCCAGCUGCGAGAAGUGGAUCCGGAGGUUGAAAUGCCCAGUUCUCAUUGGAUUUAUCGGAGCAUCUGGUGCUGGAAAGUCAAGCCUUAUCAAUACCUUACUUGAACAUGAUGAUCUUCUUCCAGCCGAUGAUGAGAAAGCUUGUACCGCAGUUUGCGUUGAAAUUUCAUGGAACCCGGUGAACGACCCAGAAAGGGCAUAUCUAGCAACAGUCGAAAGAAUAAGCGAAGAGGAUUGGCGCACUGAGAUUGAAAGUCUCUUUCAAGACUUGAAACUAAGUCAUGGCCCUAAUGGUAGCGAGGAGGCAUCCGAAACGGGUAGCUAUGAAGCCGAAGUCGAGCACGACGAGGAUAAUGAGGACGACGAGGGUGGUGGGGAUAGUGAGGACGGUGAGGCCGAUAGCGGCGGCGAUGGCGAUGACGACGAUGAUGAUACACAGGACCCGGAAAGGGAGGCGCGGAUCAAGGCUGCAUUUCAUAAGCUCAAGUGUGUCUAUCCACACAUUGGGACUAUCGAUGACCUUUCGCAAUAUACAGUCUCAGAACUCAUAGAUGACCCAAAUGUCAAGGAUAUUCUAGGAGAGAGCGCAUCAAUUUUUGAUCAUUCUCAAGACCGAUUUGCAGAGCGGGUUAAGCCCUUCAUCGAGAGCGGCAGAGUUAAGAACGGACGAAGCUCAUUUGCACAGUGGCCGUUGGUAAAGCUUGUGCGCUUACGUAUAAAGUCUGCUAUUCUGCGUAAUGGAGUUGUUCUGGUCGACCUUCCAGGCACUAUGGAUAGUAAUGUCGCUCGUGGCGCGAUUGCGGGAAAAUAUCAAGAGAAUCUUGCCGUCACUUGCGUCAUUGCGCCUACGCAGCGUGCAGCUUCUGAUAAACCGGCCCAAGAUUUACUUGGAAAAAUUACCCAGCGUUCGCUACAGUUGGAUGGUCGUUUUUCCAGCGAUACCUUGUGCUUUGUUGUUUCGAAAACAGAUUCGUCCAUUAGCGUACCUCGAUAUAUUAGCACUCAUCUUAAUGUGGAAGAGCUUCUUGCGCCGGAGUUUGCUCUCCAGGGCAAGCUGAAAGAGACCAUGAAUAAAUUAAAGGAAAAUGAUAGAGUGCUCAAGGUGAAAAAAAGGGCGGGGGAAACAGUCCUAAAAGAACUCAAAAAGGAACUCAAACAACUCCAAAAGCUCAUAAAGAAGUCUCACCCUCAAAAGGCCAGGAAGCGCAAGCGUAUUCCAGAUGAAGAGGAGCUGAACCCUAGUGCCCAGGGGGCAUUUGGUCCUCUUACGGCUGAAGAGGAGUUGAACAAUCAAAAAGAAAGCGAGCUGAAGCAGAAGAUCAGAGCCGCCCAAGAUGAUAUUAUCACCAUACAUGCUGUCCAGAAUAAGGCAGCAGAUAAUAUUAAAAAGGCUGAAGCUUUGGUCGAGCUCUCAACAUCUCGACAACGAGCUGCUUGCAUUCAAAACAGAAAUGCAGUGUCAGCAGCUGAACUAAGAAAAGACUAUGAUGCUGCCGCAAAUAUGCUCCCAGAGGCUAAUCAGAAGCCGCUCCAGGUAUUUUGUGUCUCUGCGCUUGCCUUUUCGGAAUUAAAAAAGAAUGCUGGUUUGGUUCCUGGCUUCCUAAGGCUCAGAGAUACGGGAAUUCCUCAGCUGGCUAAAUGGCUUGCAGAGACAACUUUGAGACCUCGGCAUCGCAGUGCAACAUCAUUUCUAAAGGAUAUCGAGAGCCUCGAGUUCUCUAUAGCACCAUGGCUCAAAACUUGCUCUGAAUUCAAAAUGUCUGCUUCUCAGGCAGAGGCGGUUGAAGAUGCUUUCACUCUAAAUUUUGAAGUUUUGCUAGAGAAUUUAGCUCAGGCCCGUUCAGACACCAUUCAAGAAUUCAAAGAUAUCGUUGAAAAGAAGAUAUUUUUGGUGAUGGCGGCGAAUGAGACAGCAGCCGCCCGAAAAUCCAUCAGGACGGUGCGUGCCUGGGCACGACGUCCCGUCUACUGGUCCACACAUAAAGCAACCAAUAGAGGCAACGGAGUCCACAGGGCAGGUAACGGGGCUGAAUAUAACUGGAACGAAGACUUGGCUGGACUCUACCUGGAUUCGCUAGUUGACCUGUGGAGCGGAACAAUCCACAAGAAGUUGUCAAAAGGACGUGGUACCUAUAACAAUGUGGUUGUCAAAUCCAUCGAGGAGUUCAUUGAAGCUACAAAGAGUUCUACCUUGAACAUUUGCCCGGAGUUAUCUGAGGCAAUUUGUGACUGGCAAGAUAGUGUCCUUAGAGCCCCACCCCAAAUCCAGAGGAAGUCUCGGUCAAUAUUCAAAAAAACAAUACCAGAGUUUGCCAGCCUAGCCCAUCGAACGGUUACGCCAAAAGUUUUAGAGACCUGGAGGCCAGUUUAUGAGCAAUGCGCUGCCGAAUUUGGCCUUGGUCAUUUUAGACGCAACCGUAUGACCCAUGAGAUAUAUAUUAAUCAGUCAGCGCAUGCAAUGUACCGGGAUUGCAGCCAAGAAAUUCAACAUGUUUUCAAGCAACUUUGGCAAUGCCUUCCAGGAAAGUUCGAUAAAGUCACCAAUCCAGAGACGGAGCGAAUCGCUGAUGAGUUUGUCGAUUUGGUAGAGAAGAACAGCUUCGAUGAGGAACGAAUGGAGGAGGAAACCGCAACAGGAGCACAGAGGUUGGAAUUGCAACAGGAAGUAGUAGGUGCAUUUAUCAAACUCAAGGCUGCCUGGUGCGAUCCGGCUCAGGAGCAACAAGAAGGAGCCCAUAAAAAUGGAGAUGAUGGGGACGAGAAUAUUCCAUCCCCCGAGAUUGAUUUUGAAAAGUUGCUCAAUUUAGAACCAGAUGAUUCUGGCUCAUCACUCAGUGAAGAGUCCGAUGAAUCCGGAGAUUGA